UUCGUCCAGCCAGGGACCGACAUCCAAGAAGGGAGGAAUCGGCAGCAGAACAAUACCACAGCGUCAUCAUGUCGUCGUCGGCCUUCAAAAAAGCAUUCCACAGUCGAGCGCACAAGGAGCGCUCUCAGCCUCUGGCGAGAGCACACCUGGGCCUGCUCGAGAAGAAAAAGGACUACAAGCUCCGUGCCAAGGACUACAACCUGAAGCAGAAGCGCCUCAAGGCCUUGCGCGAGAAGGCCUCGAUGCGCAACCAGGAUGAGUUCUAUUUCAAGAUGGUCAACUCCAAGACGAAGGGCGGUGUCCAUGUCGAGGAGCGGAAUCAACACUUUGACCACGACUUUUUGACGCUGCUCAAGACGCAAGAUCAGAACUAUGUCAACUAUCAGCGAAGCGUCAACCAAAAGAAACUCGGGAAAAUGGAGUCGAGUCUGCACUUUUUUGAAGGAGACGACGAGCCCGCCCAGGCGGCUGGCGGAGACAGGGACGACGCUGCACCAUCAACCAGUUCGGGAUCGAAAAGCAAGGCCACACACACAGUCUUUGUCGAUGACGAGGACGACGUCAAGCAGUUUGAUGCUGCGGAGCACUUCCAGACCCCAGAGGAGCUGCUCGGGCGCAAGUUCAACAGGCCGACAUACAAGCUGCUCGAGGAGGCCGAGGUCCAGGCUCCUGCUCAGCUGAGCAAAGCGAAAAUGACCAAGCAGCGCGAGGGAGUUUACCGGGAGAUUCUGUCUCGCACCGAGCGCGAGGAACAGCUGCGGAAGCUGCAGCUGGAACAGGACCUGCAGAAGGCGCUGAUGGGCAAGGGCGCCCGCAAGAAGGUCGGCCACGACAAACGCGGCCUGGCCAUAUACAAGUGGCGAGCGGAGCGCAAGAAAUAAAGCCAUGGCCGUUGCACUCGGUUGCACUCGGUCGCACUCA
Molecule: messenger RNA, 921 nt
Organism: Polychytrium aggregatum
Lineage: Eukaryota; Fungi; Chytridiomycota; Chytridiomycetes; Polychytriales
Product: small-subunit processome
Exons: 6
Coding region: 69-881 (270 amino acids)
Biological process (GO): rRNA processing
Cellular component (GO): small-subunit processome; nucleolus
Source: RefSeq, a predicted model, not a curated record